Suillus plorans is the source of this 655-nucleotide messenger RNA. RefSeq lists its product as uncharacterized. The record is from RefSeq and is a predicted model, not a curated record. The transcript is spliced from 3 exons. NCBI's taxonomy places the organism in Eukaryota, Fungi, Basidiomycota, Agaricomycetes, Boletales, Suillaceae. Bases 236 to 565 code for a protein of 109 amino acids.
GCAGGGUGUGGUUCUCCUGAUAUUUGCGUGCACGAUUGUGCCCUGCACCCAGCUGUGUACUUUGCUUCUUUUAUGAUUCGGCCUUGGCUACUUGGCGCUCAGCAUCUGCUUUAUUUGUCGCCACUCGAUCUCGCAAACCGGGUCACAUGCACACAUGUAGCUAAGUAUGGGCUAUCUAUAUCAGGCUCUGCGUUGUGAUAUUUAGCUUACAGAGGCUGAGUAUGGCGAAAAUGUAAUGCAUCCAUUGCUCCGUCACGCAGCGUACUUGCAGGCAAUAUUAGUGGCAGUUGAUGUAUGUAUCCCUGCCUUUUCGCAUCUCCUAGUGCUAGUAGUCGCUAAUCUACCCACAGCCUCCACUCCUUCUCUCAUUGCCAUCUCGCACCACCACCACCCUAGGCUAUUCCACCAUCUACCGCCCUCGCACACAUCCGCACAUCUUAAGACACCCGGGCCAGGAGUACCGUGUCAGUGUAUCACUCAUUGGCACCCUCAAGUUGAUCGCCACAGCCUAUCGAAUGUUUACUGGUACUUCAAGAACAGGUCCCAACUAAAUGUGUACGUGUAGCGAUCAUUGGUGUUAGUCUUGCACGCUUUGUGCAUAUCACAGUGACUCACAGUGACCACGAUUCGAAAGUUCUCCCCUAAACAGACUCGU